Meloidogyne enterolobii is the source of this 383-nucleotide messenger RNA. The record is from the annotation of a GenBank genome assembly. Lineage: Eukaryota; Metazoa; Nematoda; Chromadorea; Rhabditida; Meloidogynidae.
CAAAAAUGAUAAAAUCAAAAAUAAAUUUAAAACGUCAAUCAUUGGACGAACGUUUAGGUAUUGCUAUAGCCGUAGAGAAUGAUGAAAAUAAUGGGAGAGUUUUAUGCGUUCGAAUAGAACAAGUGGAAGAAAAUUCUGCUGCCCAACGCAGCGGUUUAUUACCUGGAGAUGCAAUUAUACGAAUUGAUGGGAUAAGUGUUAAUAGCUGUACACGAAUUGAAUGUCUGAGACUUUUUGCCGACGCCAAGCUUUUAACAGAAUUGGUUAUUUUGCCUGUUGAAAUAAUGGAAGCGAUCGAGAAACUUGGAGGUGCGAACGAAGAUGGAAUUUAUAAAAAUAUGCAAAACAAUAUAAAUAUGAAAAAGCCAGCACGAGGUAAUUAA